GGCAGCGCGCGCGGAAAUUUCUCUCUAUUCGAAAGGUGAAGAUACGUGGGAGUUGAGUCGAGGUCUAUUAGGUCCCGGGAUAAUAUUCCCAAGAUCAAAGCGGCGGACAGCCAAUGGCUACUUCAAAGAGCAGUAAGUAUCUCUCUCUCGUGAUUUCCAAUUACACAAAAGAAAGAAAAAAAAAAGAAAGAGGAGGAGUUCUCUCCUUGUAACUUGUCACUAAUAUCAAUUAAUAGUCGGCAAAACCGUCGUGACGGUUGAUUAAGAGGUACUUGGCGGUCCAGAAACGACCGGUUUCAGCCCGCAAAACUUGCCCGCGUCUUUCAUCGGCUGCUUUCCGGCGGGGCCGAAAGACGAAAAGCACAAGUAAAUCCCGGCCGCGCGGACGAAGAGGAGCGCGGCGGAACCGAGGAACUCGUGCGGCGGCGGCGGCGGUGGUGGCGGGCGGCGCGGCGGCGGGCACGAGGACGACGACGACGACGAUGAGGAGAGACGGAGGGAAGGAGAGUGGAAGGUGGAUUGGCGGAGAUGCAGCUUAGGAUUCCGAGUAUACCCGAGCAGUUUCUGGUUGGUUGGUAAGUGGGACUAGCGGGGACUCAUAGGCACGUAGCGUCCUACGCGAGGCCGCAGUCGGGCGCAAACCCCGAAACAAUCUCAUCGCGGGUUACCUUCCAUCCAUACCACACACACCGGUCAUCGAGCAGCAACAACACUACCCACCAGCGAUAGCGGCAGCAAUAGCGCGGCAACGACUCGCGCGAGCGGUACGGUUCACGGCCUCGGAAGAGCUGCGGAACGCGGAAGAGGGUAGAGACGUGCAAGACGGAAUUUUGUCGUCGCGAUCCUGGCUGCCAGCAGUUCGAGUCGCGUGAUCGUGGUAGCGCCUGUCGAAUCGUCAUCAGCCGCCUUCGUCGACUGUCGAACACGGCAGUCCUUCCUCCUCCCUCGUGUAAUCGGUCGGUAGCGUGCGAGUCGCAGAGGAACUCUCUUCUUUCUUUUUCGGAGGAAAGGCCGACGGAAGCGGAUCAGGGACCACGACGACGAGGGCGAGGUCGCGGAACGAUUGGAUUAGAGCUGACUUCUCUUUCUCACUCUCUCUCUCUCUCUCUCUAUCUCAGUGCAGGCGUGCAGGGACCGCGACAAGUACGCCUUCCUUCUUUCCUAUCAAGGAUCGCGGUCGAGGUCGAGGUCGCGUUCAAGGUGGAGCGAGGACGAAAGUCUAGGUCGAGGGUCAAUCUACCUAUACGCGCCGCACGAGAUUUCCUAAGCGAACCGGUCCAAGGAAAGCGUCGCUCGAGCACGAUAAGAGAGGAAGGCACCUCGCGAGCAAAAAUACGAUAGCGGAAGCGGCUACUUUCCAUAAUAUCGAUAGCAAGGAUGCGGGCUAUCCAGUGUUGCGUUUGCCUGGCGUUGCUGCUGAUGACAGCGUCGGCCGUACCGGCGUCGUCGAAGGGCGACACGGCCAAGAUCAAGAAGACCACGACGAUCGCGAGCGGAGGAGGCAAGAACGCUUCGGUGAUCACCGCGACGACUGCGUCGGCGGCGGCGUCCAGGCCAAUCGCGUCCGCCACGUUACAUUCGUCGAUCGCGACGGCGACGACGACGGCAACGGCGCCGAAGACGGCCGCCGCCACGUCCGGUGGCACGACGACGCUGAAGCUGUCGACGUCCUCGUCGACGACGAUCGCGACGGCGGCGAAGGCGACGGCGAAGGCGACAGCAAAGGCGACGACGACGACGAAUGGCGUCGCGUCGUCGGCGUCGUCCCCCACGACGAGCAUCCCGACCUCCCGUGAUCCGCAGGGCUCGAGUCCCACCUACAUCACCGAGACGUCGCCGAGGAUAAUCUCGCCCACUCAACAUACCGCGGCCACGGUGCUGUCGUCGAGAAAAUCAGCGGCCUCGGCAACCGCCGCGGUCGCCGAUGUCACGACCACCGCGCCUUUGACGGCCAAGGAGACGCGGGAAUCGCCCGGCAAGAUUAGACCGCAAAUCAAACUGACAACAAAUUACACCACCACCAGCGAGACGGGGGUACGACUGCCGGAGGGGGCGAGCGCGGCGCUCGCCAAACCGACCAAGUAUCACUACUACCCGCACAAUCAGCAUAUCUACUUGCUGCCGGAGUGCGCCGUCCAGCAGGUGUGCAACGCCGUCUACGUCCGGCUCAACUUUACGCAACCGCUCUGCGCCUGUCCCGGAAGGUACCGGGACCCCUGCAGCGCAUCCUUGGACAGCGACGACCUGCACACGACCGAGCUGGUGACCGAUCAGCGAACCAAGGCCUUGACCUUGGUGAAAACGUGCGAGCCGGUCGCCGAAAUGAGAGAGUGCAGAGCGUCGCGGGACUGGUCCCUGUUGGCGCUGCAGAACGUGCGUACGGGAAAGUCUCACUAUCUCGUGAUAUGCCGAUGUCCCGACACAAACAUACUCGAGGGGCCUAUGAGCCACGAUCAACCAACUUACGCCAGCGUCCCGGGUAUUCGGGUGUACGGAAUGAUGUGCGUUCAGGGAAACAGAAGGGGACGACCGCUACGAUAUUCGCGCAGUGUUUCAGCGUACGCAGAGGACGAGGAGAAACCACGUUUCCCUUGGGACAAGGUGCGACAGCUGAUGGCGACGCCGUCUUUUUGGGAAUAGUUUUGCGACGCGAGGUCCCACCUCGUAUCUGCCAUCGACAAAUUUACGCGUUAAUUUAUAAUGCUAUUAUAUUUAUAAUUCUCCCAGCCAUUCGAAUCCCAUGCUCGAACUCUCUUCAUUCUCCUACCAUUUCCCUUUUAUUAUUCUCACGCUUCCUUAACCCUCGAACGGACGCACCGUGGUGUAGAGUAAAUUAAUAUUAAUUAUUAUUUAUUUCAUCUUGUGUAAUUUCUCGUUUAACGAAUCAUUUUCACUUUAUCGUACGGUUAUUGUGACUAGAAAAAGCAAAAUCGAGAAAGGGAAACUUUUUUAAAAACUUUGCAAACAUAGCAGCGUGUCCGCACGAGGGUUGAUAGACACAAUAGGACGAAAUCGCCUAUGUGACUUGUAUUCUUAUUUCUACUUAAUUACUCGUUUUAAGCAUAUUAUUUAUUAUUCAUGAUUUCUAUGUUAUUUGUAAUUUGAGCCGUCGAUUAAUUACACACGAUAUACAAUUCGAUAUACACGAAUUACGAUAAGGAAAAGGAACGGCUUUGCCGUCUACUCAAAUGUAAAGAGCUGUCCGAUCGCGUGUGAUCUUGAAAAAAGAAAAAAAAAUAGGAAUAUAUGUGGUACCUGAAUUUUCGACAGGCAAGAUCUUAAAAUCUACAGUCUUUUCUCUCAUUACCUAAGUAAGAUAUUAAGUAAAAUCGUCAGCUACUAUA
Molecule: messenger RNA, 3344 nt
Organism: Solenopsis invicta (red fire ant)
Lineage: Eukaryota; Metazoa; Arthropoda; Insecta; Hymenoptera; Formicidae
Gene: dsx-c73A
Product: mucin-5AC
Source: RefSeq, a predicted model, not a curated record